Lampris incognitus (smalleye Pacific opah) is the source of this 1755-nucleotide messenger RNA. It is a transcript of the gene myoz1a, whose product is annotated as myozenin 1a. NCBI's taxonomy places the organism in Eukaryota, Metazoa, Chordata, Actinopteri, Lampriformes, Lampridae. Gene Ontology annotation, cellular component: Z disc; actin cytoskeleton. The coding region runs from base 171 to 1076 and encodes 301 amino acids. The transcript has 6 exons. Gene Ontology annotation, molecular function: actin binding; telethonin binding; FATZ binding. The record is from RefSeq and is a predicted model, not a curated record.
AGGGGGGUUUUGCACUCCCAGCGACGUAGGUCCAGCUGUAGGGUCAGAGAGGCACUGUGGGAUCUGUAAACCUGUGAUCGAAAUCACCAACAUUGAGCCCUGGGUCUCCUCUUCUCCCGUUGGUAUUUAUAGGCCUGUCUAUCACUCUGGUAUUACAACAAUAACCCGCCAUGCCUCACGGAACACCUGCCCCACCAAACAAGCGGAAAAAGCCCUCCAAGAUCAUUACCGACUUGUCACAUGUCGCUCAGGAUGAGUAUGAGUCAGAGCCAGAGGCGUCCGAGUUUGACCUGGGGACGAAGAUAAGGACUCCCAAAGACAUCAUGCUGGAGGAGCUGUCUCUGCUGAAGAAUCGAGGCUCUAAGAUGUUCAGAAUGAGGCAGCAGAGAGUGGAGAAGUUCAUCUAUGAGAACAACCCCGAUCUCUUCAGCAGCGAAUCUAUGGAGAACUUCCAGAAGCUGGUGCCAAGUCUAGGGGGACAAAUGGUGGAUGCCGGGGGACACCUAAUUGGAUGGCAUGCUGGUGGGAAGGCCCCCAUACCCCCACCAAAGCCUGGAAGCAAAGGUGCAGGUGUGGGAAGUGCUGGAGGUGCUGGAAGUGCAGGAGGACAUGGUGUUGGUAGCCACGGGCAUGGUGGGACAGGAGAAAGAGGUCUAGAGUGGUCUCCACUGAAAGGUGGUGGAACAGAUGAUCCUACCAAGAAGCACAUUCAUGUGAGGACUUACGUAUCGCCAUGGGAGAAAGCUAUGAAAGGCGACGAGAACCUUUUAGCCACCAUGAGAUCUAAAAUGCCUGGUCCUCAUGUUCACGAGGACUCACCAGGGUACAAAACUUUUAACAGGACUGCCAUGCCCUACGGAGGAUACGAGAAGGCCAGCCAGUUGCUUAAAUUCCAACUGCCCGACCCCGAGAAGACCAAAGAGGAGCCUGAGCUGGCGAUCGUGUACGAGCACGACGUUGGCUGUCGACCCUGCUUCAACCGCACUCCUAUUGGCUGGGUGGGCAACAGUGAGCCAUGCAGCAUUCACAUGGAGACAGACGCUGUGCCCUUUGAUGGAGAAACUGACGAUCUGUGAAAAGACCCAUAAGCCUACUGUGAAAAUAAAGGAUGAUUUGAAGACAGAUAUAUGAUGACACACAUAUUCACAAACACAUACUGUACACAGACACGCGCAUGCAUGCAUGCACACAGAAACACUUGCACAUGCACGGCCUGCGAGCUUACUGUUCAGCUGGAAAACUGUACUGCUGAAUGAAAUGAUUCUAUCAAAGUGUAACGUUUUUUGAAAUGGUAAAUGAAACAAUCGUGUGACUGGCAGCCACAAAAAAAUACAGUUGAUGAGAAAUGUUUCCUUGUUAAGUAUUAUUGUAACAAUUAUUAAUCUCAGCUGCAUUGAAAAUUCAAUCUGAGCAAGUCCAUUCGUGCAGGUAGCCUAGAGGUUGUAUGUUUGGAAGAAUGUAAAUGUAUGGGAGGCAUAUUUAAAUUAUCGCUUCUGUGUGUGCGUGCUGUCUUUAUGUCGAUUUAUUCUGUGAUCUUUUUUUGUUUGUUGUUCCUUUUGUUUGUUUUGCAAUCUUGCGAUGGAAUUCUCAUCAGUCUAUAUGUCUCAGUCUCAAUGGCCUAUAUGUGCCCAAUGCUCCGUUAAAUGUUAAAUGAAUGAUAAACAGUUUCUUAUUCAGUUGCUACCCCACUGGCUAAUCCAUAAGCUUUUUGCCCCCUACUAUUUCUCUACAAUAAACUAUCAAUCUGUAAUCUUC